AUGCCUGCCAAGUCCCCCCUCGCUCUUGCUCUGGCCGCUGGCGCCAGCCUCGUCUCCGCCCACGGAUACGUCUCCUCGUGGGAGAUCGGCGGAGUCACCUACAAGGGCUUCGACGAGCAGUGGGCUACCGGCCAGGGCACCAAGACCGGAAACGAGUUCAUUGCCUGGAGCACCUCCGCCUCUGACAACGGCUUCGUCGCCCCUGAUGCCUACGCUGACCCCGACAUCAUCUGCCACCGUGAUGCCACCAACGGUGCCCUGAACAACGCCACCGUUGCCGCUGGCCAGACCGUCAAGGCCGUCUGGAACACCUGGCCCGACUCUCACCACGGCCCCGUCGUUGACUACCUCGCCCCCGCCGACGACCCCACCUCCGUCGACAAGACCACUCUGUCUUUCGUCAAGAUCCAGGAGGCUGGUAUCAUCUCCGGCUCCAACCCCGGCAAGUGGGCUUCUGACGAGAUCCUCGAGAACAACCUCGCCUGGGAGAUCACCAUCCCCGAGGGCACCCCCGCGGGUAACUACGUUCUCCGUCACGAGAUCAUCGCCCUGCACUCUGCCAACCAGGCCAACGGUGCCCAGAACUACCCCCAGUGUGUCAACAUCCAGGUCACUGGUGGCAGCGGCUCCUUCCCUGAGGGAACCAAGGGUACCGCCCUGUACACCGCCGAUGAGGAGGGUAUUGCCUUCAACAUCUACCAGGACUUCUCCGAGUACCCCAUCCCUGGUCCCGCUCUGGGCUUCAGCUCCUCUGGUGCCUCCCAGGGUGGCUCCUCCUCCGGCUCUGCCUCCUCCGCGGUCGCUCCCAGCGCCGCUGCCGCUACCCCCACUGCGGCUGCUUCCUCCUCCGCCGCCCCGGUCGCCGCUGAGACGCCCGCUGCCGCUACCACCACCAGCGCUGCCCCUGCCGCCACCAAGGCUGCUUGCAAGAAGCGCCGCCACGCCCGUGACGUCAGGGCCUAA
Messenger RNA from Diaporthe citri, 963 nucleotides. RefSeq lists its product as uncharacterized. The record is from RefSeq and is a predicted model, not a curated record. The coding region runs from base 1 to 963 and encodes 320 amino acids. The transcript has a single exon. NCBI's taxonomy places the organism in Eukaryota, Fungi, Ascomycota, Sordariomycetes, Diaporthales, Diaporthaceae.